UUUUUACUUGGAUGUUCGUCCAGCCUUAACUUUGGAUGGAGCUAUUGAUAGAUUCCGAAGAUGGAUAUAUUUAUUUAUGGAACGAAAUAAUCAAUCUGGAGGAAAAUCUGCAACAACAUUUAAUGCGGAAUAUACAACGCAUCAUCUAUUAAAUGCACAUCACCCGGUACCAGCCGUUCCUUUUGAUAAUCCAGAAAAUUACAACCAUCAAGCUCGUCGUCAUGCUGAGAGACUUGAUAACGCUGUAUGGACUAAUCAGUUUGAUAAUACUGCAAAUCGACGUGCACACUUUGAAACCACCGGGCCUGAAAUUUGGGAACAAACCAAUGGUCAAAUUGAUGGCUUCACUUGUUCCACUGGCACUGGUGGAACCCUUGCUGGUGUGACUCGCUUUUUAAAAGAGAAAAAUCCUCAAGUUAAAGUAUUUAUUGCUGAUCCACCAGGUUCU
Molecule: messenger RNA, 448 nt
Organism: Dentiscutata heterogama
Lineage: Eukaryota; Fungi; Glomeromycota; Glomeromycetes; Diversisporales; Gigasporaceae
Source: the annotation of a GenBank genome assembly